Lactuca sativa (garden lettuce) is the source of this 1867-nucleotide messenger RNA. RefSeq lists its product as uncharacterized. Lineage: Eukaryota; Viridiplantae; Streptophyta; Magnoliopsida; Asterales; Asteraceae. The record is from RefSeq and is a predicted model, not a curated record.
UUUUAAGGAUUUUGUGGUGGUAAUUGGUGCAGAGAGCGAUGGUUAUUCGCAACGAGAGAAAACUUUAAGCGGUUGUUUUCACCACAAGCCAUGGAGAGGAGGGAGGAGUCUUGUUCCAAACUUUCUCAUGGGAUGAUCUUCUUCUUCUUCUUCGUUUCUCGUUUCCCUCUCUGAUUCCUUUCCUCCAACUCCACCACCGUUAAAGAUCUUCAUGGUGCAAUGCCUACUUUUACAACAGUGGCUUUGGAUAGUUUAAUAGAACCAAAAGCUUCUAAGCUAGCAUCAACAAGGAAGACAAAACCUGAACCAAAACUGGAGAGAAGAAAUAGCAGCUCCACUCUUACAAAACAAGCCAGUGGAAUCCAUGGUGCUGAUGGAAAACAAGAAUUGGGAAACACCACAAUCACAAUGGAAAGAAAGCAUCAUUGGAAUCAAAUUUCACCUGCUCUUUAUGCUACUCCUGAACCAACACCACUUCCAGAUUCUCAACUAUCAUUUCCUUCAUCACCUUAUGUUGUUGACCAUAAGAGACGUGGACCUAGACUUUCCAAGACUUACUCAGCUGUUCUUCAUCGCGAUGAAAAAAAGACAGUUGAAAUUGGGAAAAGUUUAGAAGCAGAAGAUGUUGGAUCUAGCAAGGUUUUUGACACCAAAGAUACUGUUUCUAGUAAUGCUGAUGUUCCCCAUGUGAAGUUUCUGAAUAAUGGAGAUCUUGGAUCAAAAAAGGUUCUGAAUGUCAUAAAUACUGUUUCUGGUGAUGUUGAUGAUACGCGUGUCAAGUUUCAUCAUAAUGCAGAUGGACGUGAGAAUUCAAGAAAGCAUGAUGCAUUGGAAAGAGAAGGUGAAGUGGAUGACUUUUUUGACCCUAAUGAUACAAUGAGUGGAAGUGAUGGGGAAACUAAUCAUGUAGUAGAGAGGCCUUUAAAUGUCAACACUCCAUUUGCUGAGUUUUAUGAUGCUUGGGAAGAACUGGCAACAGAAACCGGAAUCCAGCAUAAGGCAACUGACAUUGAGGGGGAAUUACGUGAGAUGCGAUCAGGAUUUCUGUAUGAGAGGGAGAAAAGAAGGCAAGCUGAAAAUCGUCUGAAUGAUAUGAAAAGUCAAUGGGGGAGGAUUCGUGAAAAAUUAGCCAUUGUUGGAUUAAAUCUUCCUUUAGAUCCUACUGUAGUGGAGGAUGAUCAAACCAAAGAUCCUGGAGAAGAGAUAUGUCGCCAGGUUGAUGUUUUACGGUUUGUUUCCAAUUCCGUUGGGAAGGGAAUUGCAAGGGCGGAAAUGGAAUCACAAUUCCAGUCUAAGAACUUUGAGAUUGCUAGGUUGUUGGAUCGAGUGCAUUACUAUGAGGCUGUUAAUCAUGAAAUGUCUCAGAGGAAUCAAGAAAGUGUUGAAACCAUGCGACGACUUAGGCAAAAGAGGAAGAAAAGACAAAGGUGGAUUUGGGGUUCAAUUGGUGUUGCAAUAACACUUGGAAGUACCGCUUUAGCUUGGUCUUACCUCCCAACCGCAAAACCAUCAUCAUCUGAAUCCAACCGUUCCACUCAGUGAUCACUACCCCAAACCCACCACCACUGGGUUAGUCCCGAUUGUAAGUUGAGCUUUUUGAGAAGGUUGUAUAUAAUACAUAUUUUUCGGCGGUAAUAAAACAUUUUUGGCAGUAAUAAAAAACAUGUUAAUUAUAGUUUACAUCAUACAUGUAAACAAAAGUUACCAUUGUGAGAAUUUGUGGGGUGGAGAAAGAGAUCAUUGCAAGAAGUUGUGUCAAGACUCCUAGGUGUAAUUAUUCUUUUUGAAUUUCUUUUUUAUUUUUUAUUUGUUAAUUAAAGUUUAUGUUUUGCCAAAUUUAAGAAAAAAAGAUCUUAAAUUUGUGUUU